AUGGAUAAAAAUGUUGCCAAAAGGUUCGAUGGUAUUGACAAAAAGAUUGAUGAUAAGAUUAAUGAUGUUUACAAAAAUAUGAGAGGAGAAUUUGGAAAAAUAUAUGAAAUUAUUGCCCGAAAUGAAAUAGGCAAAAAAUACAGGCAACAUUAUUCUGAAGAAUUUAAUGUUUACGAUUUAAAUGGUCUUAAUAAUGGUUUAAUUGAAAACUUUAAAGAUUAUGUCAACAAGGCAGAAAAAUUAUAUAACUCUGACAACCAUAUCGAGCUUUUUUCUUUUGCUAAAGAAUCUAUAAAUAUUGCAUUAAAGAAAAAAGAUAAGAGUCAUCAGAUUUACUUGGAUCAAAAAUGGGAUGGAGUUUUUCUAAAAGCAAAUAUGAUCAAUAUCGAUGUGCGUGGAAAAAUUGAAGUAAUCGUUACGGGAAUUAAUGUUAUACUUAACCUAGAAAUAGGAGAAAUUAAAAGAUCAGAAUCUAAUGAUAUCAUUAAGCAUGGAUUUGUUCAGUUGUGCUGGCGUCUCGCUGUUAUUGGUUACGCUUUAGAUAUUUUAUUUCCCAACAUAAAAUGCACUCUGAUAAGGGCUUUAAUUAUUUUAUUAGACACAUUUUUAUAUAAGAAUGAAAGAAGAGUUGAAACUAAAAAAUGGACAAAAGCAUUUGAAUAG
Molecule: messenger RNA, 663 nt
Organism: Rhizophagus irregularis DAOM 181602=DAOM 197198
Lineage: Eukaryota; Fungi; Glomeromycota; Glomeromycetes; Glomerales; Glomeraceae
Source: RefSeq, a predicted model, not a curated record